UGUCGUUGACUGACGUCGUGGCCAACAGCACGUGCUAACCGAGGCGGCGCGUGCAGCAAAAACAGCAGCAGCAGUAGCAAAAACAGCACCAGCUGUGCUGUCCAGCAACAACAACACCAGACGGAGAGCAGCCAUAGCAAAAACAACAACACAUACAACACCAGUUUUACUAUCGCAACAACAAAGGCUUUGGGCUAGGCAUACAGAAGAGCACGAGGGGAAAGUAAAAUAUAGUGGGGAGAGAAUUUAAGUGAAAUUCAAACGGAUAAAGACGAGGAAGGAGCAAGACAAUACAUCAAUGCAGGAUAACUGUUAUAGUAUGUGAAAGAGUGUGAGCAAGAGAGAAGAAGAGUGAGUGAGUGUGAGAAUGCGACAAUAAAUUAGCCAUAAAUCUGCACCUUGUUAUUUGCACCUAAAUCGAAAGUGGAUUAUAUAUUUUAAUAAUAAUACUCGAGAGAAGCCCAGAACAACCAUCAAGUAAUCAAAGUAAAUCAAAGUUCAUUUACCAACACAAAAACGUAUACGUAAAUUCUAUUUACGCAAAGAAUACUCAACAACAAGGGGUGCAAAUAAGUAAAAGAAGAAGAGCAUACCCAUAAGUAGGCAACAGAAGAAUUAGAAGCAGCAAGCAGCGCAAACAGGAUACUUAAAAUAUCAAGGCAAAUACACACCCACACACACAAACAUACACUCCGAAGGAGGUUCAUAUUUUUGGCUAAAAAAACCACCGCACGAAAUAAAUAUAAAGUAAACCCAACAACGCAGAGGUGUAUGGCCCAAAGGCAAGGCAAACAAACAGAGCCGAAAAAAGAAACGGAAAAGCGAACCAGAAAGAUGCCAAAAUGCUGGACAGAGAUUGAUGCUGGCUGCCGACGAACAGCAACAACAACAACAGCUGCAAUAACAAUAAUAAGGCCAAGAAAAACGACGAACAACAACAACAGUGACAACCGCCAAAUGUGAGCAGACAAGCGACACCAAUUGAGAUAUAUUGAUUCCGCCAAAUCACGUCGAUUAGGUCAUGAACGCACUCGAUAUGAAUAAACAAUUUUUGAGCGUCUCCCAGGACCAUCAGCAUCAGACCUCGGUGGCGGACCAGAGGAGUCGCUCAAGAUCGGAGCGGGCCUCGAGCCUGGCGCUGCCCCUCAACUCCCUGCUGGACUUCUACGACAAGCAGCAGGAACAGUGCAAGUCGGUCACCCUGCUGCCACUGCCCAGCCACAGCAGCAACAUCAGUGAGAGCAGCAACAUCUCCAGUAGCAACAUCUCCAGCAGCAACAGCAUUGUGCGACGACACUCCUCCCACUACUAUCCCAUGAUCGAGGACAAGCAAAAGCCGUCGCAGCUGCCCCAGGCAGCCACCGAAAUGCUUGUAAACAUGACGGAGCAGAAAUAUGGCCAGUCAGCAGGAGGCAGGCAGUUCCACCAUCAGCAGCAGCAGCAGCACUUGGUGCGGGUGGACACGCCAGUGACGCCCCCACCGCCCAUUCCACGGCGCCUGCUGCGCGGCAAGUCCCCCUGGCAGUCGUCUAGUCCCAACCCACUUCCACUUUCGGCUGGUGGACAGGAAAGCGCCCACGGCACGGGCACGGUGUUUGUUUAUCCGCAACCAACAAACGUGACCGCAGAGGCAGUGGCUCGGGGAUCAGGCGAUGGUGGAGCCGGGCUGCAAUCAGCGCUGCUUGUUGACAUUGCCACACGUCCGGCGUCCGGAUAUGCGGAUGCCGAUGGGAUUUCCGAUGACGACCGCAUGAGUCUGGAGAACUCCGUGUUCGACGAGUCGCUAACCUCCACGCCCGUCAAGGUCGCCGGCUAUCUGGCCGGGCGCUACUCCGGCUUGAGCCACAUGGCCAAGCGUGCGCAGCGCUCCUCCAGCAGCACCGUGGACUCCGCCUACGGCUCCUCACUGGGCGGGCACAGUGAGCGCUUCGCCAGCAGCUCGACGAGUGUGGACUUCCGCAGUCGCUUCUCCUCGGUGGACACGCAGUCUUCGCUCGACGAGAAGCCCCUGUCCAGCUCGAUUGACUCACCUUUGGGCAGGGACGCCAGGGAUGCGUAUAGGGAGCGAGCUGUGCUCAACGAUGCCAUGCACAAGUUGAACAACAAUAACACCAGUCUGGGAUUGGCUCUUUACCAGGCCAGUAAUAACAACAACAGCAGUGUCAGCAGCAGCGGAGGAGCUAAUGGCUCCAAGCUACCUGUGGUACCUGCCCGCAAACAGCCACCACCUGUUAAGGGCAGCAGCAACAGCAACAACUCGAUGAGCGAAUCGCAGUCGCAGACCUCCAAGGAACCCAGCAGUGUCUCGGCCUCGGCAUCCACUUCGUCCGCCGCCUCGGCAGGAUCUAGCACGAUCUCUAGCGGCACCAUGUCAUCCAUGUCAGGGCCAUGCCCAGGAGUUAUGCCGUCUACCGAUUUAAAUACCAAACGUCCAGGGCCUCCAGAGCCACCCAUACGUCAGGCCAAUGUCUUUGAUCUAACGGAGAUGGGUUCACGAGGUCAUCCGCCGCCUCCGUUGACCGUGCGGAAUAAGCUGGGUCGCACUAAGCCGCCGCCAAUCGCCUAUCCACGCAUGCAGCAGCGCCAGGACUCUACUUUGUCCAGCGACAGCUACUCAAUCAGCUCCAGUCCGGGCUACAACUCCAAGCUGAUGGAGGCUCCUCUGCUGGGCUCCCAGCAGGUGGGGCGCAAGUCCAAUGCUCCAGGAUCCGCUCAGCGGCAGACUCCGCUCAUGGAUUUGGCUCCAACGCGCUUUUUGGGCGGCGGCGGGGGAGGAGGAAGUGGAAGGCAGGUGCCCGCAGUGCCACCGCCAAGGGGCCGAACCAACUUUCGCCAGGACUCCACCAUCUCCAGCGAUAGCUUCAGCCAGACGUCCAGCCCGGGGUACAACCCCAAGCUCAUGGAAGCACCGUUGCUGCCCUCUUUGUCCGCCAAGCGACUGUGCAGUGCACCAGCUCCGAUUGUGUGCCGGCAGGGAGUGCAGCACGAACCCAUUGAAGAGUUGGAGCCGCCGCAGACGAUCUCGCCGCUCCACAAGACAGCUGGUGCGCCCAGCAGCCUGCAGACCAUCGUGCGCUUCCAGAAUGGAGCACCUCACACCAUGUCCUUGCAGCAUCAGAUUAUCAACCGACGCAAGAGCUCAAACCCAUACAUUACCAAUGGACGCUUGAAGUUCCGCCUGUUCCAGAUCCUGAUCAACGCCUUUGCUCUGCUGGCCAUCGCCGGAGGUCUGGCUGCCUAUUUCAAUGCCUAUCCGACGAUUAAGUUCGUGAACAAGACGAUCAUCAACACGAUCCAUGUGGAGGACACCACUAGUUUCGGCAAGAAUCCAGCCCCCGGCACCUGCCUGCCCAUCAUAGUGCGUUUUUGCCAAGGUCCCCAGAUCCCCUACAACUACACCGUGUUUCCCAACUAUAUCGGUCACUUUGGACAGCUGGAGACGCAAACGGACCUCGAUUCCUACGAGGCCCUGGUGGAUGUGAGAUGCUACGAGCUGGUGUCCUUGUUUCUCUGCACACUUUUUGUGCCUAAGUGCGGGCAGAGUGGCGCCACGGUGCCACCCUGCAAGACCCUCUGCACGGAGACGAUGCGCCGCUGCGGAUUCUUUUUCGAUGUGUUCGGACUGAGUCUGCCCGAGUACCUGAACUGCAAGCUCUUUAAGGACUUCCCCAGCUCCGAGGACUGCGUGGGCGUAGAUGAGGUGCGCGAAGUAAUGCAAGCCGCCACACAUCCCAAGUGCGAUGGCUUCCAGUGCGACCAGAACCGCUGUCUGCCGCAGGAGUACGUGUGCGAUGGUCACCUGGACUGCAUGGACCAGGCGGACGAGGCCAAGUGCGAUCGAUGCGGUCCGGACGAGAUAUACUGCGGCGACAGUCAGUGUAUAGGCACCAAGCACAUAUGCGAUGGGAUAAUCGACUGUCCUUACGGCCAGGAUGAGCGAAAUUGCUUGAGGCUGAGUGAGCGGAAUGGCGAUGUGGGCAUUGGUGUUCUGGAGGUCUACCGCAUCGGUCAGCGCCAGUGGAUGCCUGCCUGUGUGAAGAACUGGGAUCGGGCAGUCUCACCCAGCGCCGUGUGCUCCAUCCUGGGCUACUCGGCCGUGAAUGCCACCAACGUACUGACCCUUCGCACCCAACGCCCACUGCUGGCCUCGGUAAAUGUGUCCACCGACAUUUGGAAAAUGUACGCCAAAAGGAAGUCCACUCUCAUGCAGGAAUUUGCCAACUGUAAGAAGUCGGAGGACUACCCGAUGGCCGAGCUCACAUGUUCCAAUUAUGAGUGUGGCCGAGUGAAGCGGGGCAGGCACAAGCCAUCCAGACGCAUCAUAGGAGGAACGCAAGCUAAUCCCGGCAACUGGCCUUUCCUGGCCGCCAUUUUGGGAGGUCCGGAGAAGAUAUUUUACUGCGCUGGUGUCCUAAUAUCGGAUCAGUGGGUGCUCACAGCCUCGCAUUGUGUUGGAAACUAUAGUGUUAUCGACCUGGAGGAUUGGACUAUUCAGCUUGGAGUGACGCGACGCAACUCUUUUACUUACUCGGGUCAAAAAGUCAAGGUUAAAGCUGUCAUUCCCCACCCUCAAUACAAUAUGGCAAUUGCUCAUGACAAUGACAUUGCGCUCUUUCAGCUGGCGACGCGAGUUGCCUUCCACGAGCACCUGUUGCCCGUUUGUCUGCCGCCACCGAGCGUAAGGAAUCUGCAUCCCGGCACCCUCUGCACCGUCAUUGGUUGGGGAAAGCGGGAGGACAAGGAUCCCAAGUCCACGUACGAGUUUAUAGUGAAUGAGGUCCAGGUGCCCAUCAUUACGCGUAACCAGUGCGACGAAUGGCUGGAGAACUUGACCGUUUCGGAGGGCAUGGUCUGCGCUGGUUUCGAUGAUGGAGGCAAGGAUGCAUGUCAGGGUGACUCGGGUGGUCCGUUGCUGUGUCCGUAUCCGGGUGAGAAGGAUCGUUGGUUCGUCGGCGGCAUCGUGUCCUGGGGCAUUAUGUGUGCCCAUCCCCGGCUACCAGGUGUCUACGCGAACGUGGUACAAUAUGUGCCCUGGAUACAGGAGCAGAUCGCGAAACACACACGUCCCAUUAACGAGGAUCGGGUGAACAAAUACGACCUACACCCAGGUGGUCCCGACAUGCUGUCCAAAAUAGCCACUGACCCAAUGCGAAAUGGUAAACCCUACUACUACACCCACUCCAGGACGUCGUCCAAAAACUAAUGCUGGCUACGAAGAUAGUUCUCAAGAAGAGCAAGAUUCAAGUCAACAGAGCAUAUCCACGAAACGAUUGCACAAAGUACUCAAAAAGACAGAACACAUACAUAUAUUUUGCUACUGAACUUAGGGUAUUAGCCAUCCGGCUAACACCGAUUUGGGCAACAUAAUCAUGUGUCAAUUUGCCGAAUUUAUUUGUCAAUUUUUUUACAAAGAGAUUUCUAUAAACCCAAACCGCAAGGAAAUGGAUAACCCAGUCAAAUGGAAAAAAUUAACUCAAAAUGGGUACAACCAAAUGUCAAUACAUAUUCCAUAUGCGAUUUAUAUAUUUACACGUAAAAUGAAGAUAACCAAUAUUUACCCAAUAUCUAAUCAAAUGAUAAAUUGUGUCUAAAUACCCCAAAACCCAGACAAUAACUCGAGUUUGUAGCUGAAUUUUGUGUUGAAAGGCCCCGGACGAAAUUAAACAUAAAUUAAAAGAAAAAAUAAAUAAUAAAUUUAUAUAUAUAUAAAUAAAUAAGAAAAUUAAAAAUAAAAAUGUAUGAUUACUGAAGAAAAUUCAGAAAAAUAUUAGAAUCAAAGCUAUUGAGUGUUGACAAUAAAAACAGGAAAUAAGAAAAUCAGUGGUAGAUAAUGUGUAACUUUAACAUCUAAAACUAAACUAAACUAAAGAAAAACAAGGAAAAAUUGCUGAUCUAGGGCAUUUGAUGUACGAAGCACUUAGCUCUUCCCCAACAAAAAUCUAUCCAACAAUAAGAAAGUGCAGUUGAAAAUAAUGAGAAAUGCACAAUAAGCAUAUAAAUGCAAAUAGACAUAAGUCAUGAAAAUACUAACUACAAUGCGUGGGUUUCAGCUUUAAAGAACACAAAAAGAAGGGAAUAAGAAUGGAUGGCAGACGUCAGAACAGAAUAAUUAGAAGGAAUAUACACAUAGCAUACGAAUCGUACUAUUUUUGCGGUGACUACAGAAGGUAUACACGCUUCGAUAGUGGAUAUGUCAAUGUAACUUAAUAUUUAGAACUAUUUACACGCUACUGCAACUCGUUUGUCACGCCCCGACUUAGACUGGCCGCUUUAGUCGAAGCUCAAUGUAACGCCCUGCUCAUCCAUAGGCCUGGUGUGCAAU
This is a messenger RNA of Drosophila rhopaloa, 6322 nucleotides long. RefSeq lists its product as uncharacterized. The transcript has 14 exons. Gene Ontology annotation, cellular component: membrane. Gene Ontology annotation, biological process: proteolysis. Lineage: Eukaryota; Metazoa; Arthropoda; Insecta; Diptera; Drosophilidae. Bases 1022 to 5203 code for a protein of 1393 amino acids. The record is from RefSeq and is a predicted model, not a curated record. Gene Ontology annotation, molecular function: serine-type endopeptidase activity; protein binding.